Molecule: messenger RNA, 492 nt
Organism: Periconia digitata
Lineage: Eukaryota; Fungi; Ascomycota; Dothideomycetes; Pleosporales; Periconiaceae
Source: the annotation of a GenBank genome assembly
AACAUGAAAGAAUCGUGAUUGAACAGUUCGAAGCCGGCUCCCCAAUCGCACAUACAUACCCAUACACGAACCAAGCAAGCACACUGCAUCAUCCAUCGUAAUGUGUGCAUGCAUCACAUAUGUCGGCACGCAAGCCCCUCCCCCUCCCCUCAAUCCAUCCAUCCCAUGCAGAAAAGCGAACCUGCAUGCAAUUGGCACACAGGCACAUCCCUCCCCCCCUUGUUUUUUAUUUCUCCUGCGUGGUCUGUGUGGAGAGCGUUCGAGACGGGAGCCUGGAUUCUGGUUAUUUCCCUUUCUCCUUAUCGUCGCCAUCGCCUCUGCCGAAUCACUCAAGUUCUGAGCAGGUACUAGACCAAACGCCACUUGUCGCUCGUCGCUCGUCGCUUUGAGACGGUGUGCCUCGUGUCUUGGCGGAGACGAGCGGUACGAAAUCGAAGGAUCCAAACCAUUUUUUUUUCUUCGUCUUGCUCGCGUGGAGAAUGCUGACGCUUU